UUGUGUUGGUCUGGUCAGAGAAAAAGAAGGACAUUUCACAGACAUGUCUGCCUUGCAGGAGAUCAGUUUAAAUAUAAGAAACAUGAAGCAGCUGGAGUAUUCAGUCUUGGCCAGGCGGACAAACCAGAUCAAAGAUGAACUCAAAAAGGGCGUAAAAAAGUCCUACAGGGAGGUGAUCGAUGUCUCCUGGGGUGACCCACACAGGGCAGGUGUAAAACCUCUUUCAUUUGUAAGACAGGUUCUUGCAGCUUGUAUCUAUCCUCAGCUUAUGGAUGGAGACAAGCUGAUGGUGGAUGUCAAGCAGAGAGCUCAGAUGCUGCUGAGAGCAUGUCCAGGGGGAAGUGUAGGUUCAUACUGUGCUACAGCAGGAGUACCAGAAAUAGUUGAGAGAGUCUCUGAAUAUAUCACCAGACGGGAUGGUGGAGUUCCAAGUCACCCUGAAAACAUCUACAUCAGCUCCGGCUCACAGUGGGCACUAACGAACAUUUUAAAGGUCUUGGUGAAUUCUGAGGCCUCACCCAGAACAGGAGUGCUGACUCCAGUGCCGUGCCACUCCACCACUAUUUUAUCCCUAAUGGCACUGGGAGCUGAGGUAGUGCCUUACUAUCUAAGAGAGGAACAAGGCUGGGCGCUGGAUGUGGAGGAGCUACAGCGAGCUUGGGGCUCUGCUAAGGAAGUAUGCAACCCUGUUGGUCUGUAUGUCAUCAACCCUGGAAACCCAGCAGGCUAUGUUCAGAGCAGAAAAUCAAUGCAAGAGGUGAUCCGGUUUGCUGCAGAGAAGAGGCUUUUUCUUCUAGCCGAUGAGGUGUAUCAGGAUUGUGUUUUCGGGGAGGAAACUGAGUUUGUCUCUUAUAAAAGAGCUCUGGCUGAGAUGGGGUCUCCUCUGUCAGACACAGUGGAGCUGGCAUCCUUCCACACAACCUCUAAAGGCCUCAUGGGAGAGUGCGGUCUACGUGCUGGGUACGUUGAGCUCGUUAACCUCGACCCCGCUGUGAUGAAACACAUCUACAGUCUGUUCUCUGCUGACUCCUGUGCACCAGUGUUGGGACAGUUUGCUCUGGAUGUGAUGACAAAUCCUCCACAACCAGGAGACCCCUCAUAUCCCCUUUAUAUGAAGGAGACACAGCACAUCAGGACCUCAGUUGCUGAAAAUGUGAGGAGGGUAGAAGAAGUCAUAAACAGCUUGCCAGGUUUCAGCUGCCAACCAGUGGAAGGAGGAGCGUUUGCUUUCCCACGAGUGUUUCUUCCACCCAAAGCCAUUGAGACGGCAAAGGAGCUUGGAAUGAAACCAGACACAUUUUACUGUAUGAGACUGCUGGAGGAGGCAGGAGUGUUAUCAAGUCCUGGUAGUGAAUAUGGACAACAGGAGGGAACCUAUCACAUCAGAUUUUGCAUAAUGACCCCUUCAGAAAUCAUGGAAGAAAUACUGAGACGUCUGAGUACUUUUCACAAAAGGUUUAUGAACGAGUUUUCAUAAAAAUCAACAGGAAAGCUCUCUUUAAGUAUUGCAUACC
This is a messenger RNA of Cyprinodon variegatus (sheepshead minnow), 1514 nucleotides long. RefSeq names its product alanine aminotransferase 2-like. NCBI's taxonomy places the organism in Eukaryota, Metazoa, Chordata, Actinopteri, Cyprinodontiformes, Cyprinodontidae. The coding region runs from base 44 to 1477 and encodes 477 amino acids. Gene Ontology annotation, molecular function: pyridoxal phosphate binding; L-alanine:2-oxoglutarate transaminase activity. The transcript is spliced from 11 exons. The record is from RefSeq and is a predicted model, not a curated record. Gene Ontology annotation, biological process: biosynthetic process.